AUGGAUGAUGUGCUAACAGGGUCCAGUUCAUCGAGUUCGGCGAAAGAGCUACAGCAUGAAUUAAUUGAGAUUUUAAAAAGUGCAACUUUGACUCUAUACCAAGAAAAUCAGAUGUACAAAUGGUGUAGCAACAAUCUGGAGCUUGCAGUUAACGUUUAUGAUGAAUACACAUUUCAGUGCACGAAUGAAGUGUCAGCCUUUGGUGUUUCCUGGAAAGCAGAUAAAGAUUGUUUUAACUUUAAAGUGAAACUAGAAAAUGAGUGUGAAAUUACUAAAAGGCAAGUUUUGUCAACAAUAACGAGAAUCUUUGACCCACUUGGUUUAUUGGGUCCCAUGAUAGCUAAAGCUAAAAUAUUUCUUCAGAGUAUGGGUUUUGAAGCUCAAUUCGAACAAUCUUCUACCUGA
Stegodyphus dumicola is the source of this 405-nucleotide messenger RNA. RefSeq lists its product as uncharacterized. Lineage: Eukaryota; Metazoa; Arthropoda; Arachnida; Araneae; Eresidae. The record is from RefSeq and is a predicted model, not a curated record.